UGUCAGAAGACCAUAAUGAACUUAAAACGUCUGUGGUCUAUUACAAAAUACGUUUUUUUCAUAAUUAAUUAUUAAGAAAUAGUAAAUCAAUUAAAAUAAGUUUAUAAGAAAGUGUCGGAGAAAACCGACAUUAGUUUAUUGUAAAAGUAAGGAUGUUUGCAGCAGAUCAUGGAUCUCGAGUACGUCGCCUGUAUAAGCUGAUAUUUAGAGUACAUCGAGCUCUCCCGCCAGAGCUUCGUAUAAUGGGCGACAACUAUGCGCGGGAUGAAUUCAAACGACACAAGAAAUGCAACCCUCCGGAGGCUAAAAUAUUCCUGACAGAAUGGACUGACUAUGCGAUAACACUGGCAAAGCAGACAAAACCUUUACAACAGGUUAAAAAGAAGAAAGUUGGUGAAUACUUGGAUCCUCAGCUACUAGACCACAUGUCAGAUGAGCAGCUAGCACAAUUGUAUGAACUACACAAAGCGGCAACGGAACCCAGUGAUGAAACAGAUGUUAAACCAACAGAAAGUAAAUGAUUGUAGUGGUUUCUUGUAGGUAAAAAAGUAAUUCUGAAUAAGUGCAAAGGAUUGAACUUUUUUGUUACAAUCAUGUCUUUAUUUAUAGAGGGAUAUAUUAUUAAUCAUGUUAAUAGUGUCAUCAAAGAUCUAAAUUAGAUUUCUUUACACUGUUUUAUGGCAAUCAUAGAUGAAUUGUAUUCUAUAAGUGUAUUUUUUGCAGGCAAAUUAUGUUAGUGAUUUGAUAUUAUUUGAAGAUUUUAUUCUUUUUAGAUUUUUAUUUACCAUUAAAAUCAUUUUGUAAACUAUGAUUUGCAUAGUAGACCAGACAAGAACGAAAAAUAAAAUUAUAUUCCUUAAUACCAGAGAAAUUUAAAAGUAAUAUAAAUUAAAUUUGAUUCUAAUGAUUGUUCAUGUCAAAUCUUUUUGCACUUAUUUGGUCAUAGCUUAAUAUAAUAACAUGUAUUAAUUUAUUUCUAUUAAUUCAUCACAAUUUGCAAUAGCUGUAUUUCUGUGAUUUGCUAAAUAGUAUAUUUUGUUGUAAAUAGUAUUAUGUAGUUUAGAGAUUAUUUAGAGUAUGCCUUAUUUAUAAUAGAUUUUUAAAUAAAUUUCAGAUAUUUUAAAGAGA
Trichoplusia ni (cabbage looper) is the source of this 1128-nucleotide messenger RNA. RefSeq names its product succinate dehydrogenase assembly factor 3, mitochondrial (gene Sdhaf3). Gene Ontology annotation, cellular component: mitochondrion; mitochondrial intermembrane space. The record is from RefSeq and is a predicted model, not a curated record. Lineage: Eukaryota; Metazoa; Arthropoda; Insecta; Lepidoptera; Noctuidae. The coding region runs from base 153 to 521 and encodes 122 amino acids. Gene Ontology annotation, biological process: succinate metabolic process; mitochondrial respiratory chain complex II assembly. The transcript has 3 exons.